Molecule: messenger RNA, 1075 nt
Organism: Electrophorus electricus (electric eel)
Lineage: Eukaryota; Metazoa; Chordata; Actinopteri; Gymnotiformes; Gymnotidae
Gene: pcnp
Product: PEST proteolytic signal containing nuclear protein
Biological process (GO): protein ubiquitination; proteasome-mediated ubiquitin-dependent protein catabolic process
Cellular component (GO): nucleus
Source: RefSeq, a predicted model, not a curated record
UAUCCAUCCGUACACUUCUAAAAACAGUUCUCAGUGCAAUGGCGAAUGUGCAACAUCGCGAAGAAGGGCUUCAUGACGGAGCAGGACCAGAGGAGAAGGGGGGCGGUGUGAAAAGUAACACUGUCUCUCCCAGCGCUGGCCCCGGGGCAGGCCCAAGAAAGCGCCCGUCCAGCGACAGCCAUGGCCCAGAAGACGAGCCCAAAAACCAGCCUGUACGCCUCAAAAUAGCCAAACCAACCAACAGCGCAAGCGCCCAGUCUCUGAAGACGUCUGCCCCCAUUUCCAUCAAGCUAGGAGGCAGUAAACCUAAGGAAGCUGCGCCCACCUUGCCUGUCAAAAAACCUGCAUCGGUUUUUGAUGACGAUGAUAGUGAACCAGAGGAGAUGCCUCCAGAAGCCAAGAUGAGGAUGAAGAACAUUGGAAGGGACACACCAACUUCAGCAGGCCCCAAUUCCUUCAACAAAGGCAAACAGGGAUUCUCCGACCAUCAGAAACUCUGGGAGAGGAAACUGAAGGCGCACACAGACCAGUAGCUCCCGAGUCUUGUGACUUAUGAUAGAGAGGGCUUGUUUCCGAUUUAAAAUCUGCAAUUUUGUCUCUUGGUUUCAAUGGACUUUGUAAAAAAAUGUACAUAUGUAAUGGGACGUCUUGCUAUAAAGCGUCUUUUUAUUGUAGGUAUGAUUGAUUUUUUUUUUUUUUUUUUUUUUACCACUCUAUGGUAAAAAAGCCUUCUUUUGCAAACUGAAGACCUAAAUGGAGAUUAAGUUUAAAAUUCAGCAACGUCUAGAUUCACAGCUAACUACACAUUGCACUAGAUAAUCUUCCACUGAAUUUACUGCUCCCUGCUGUCACUAAGCAUAGAUAACAAAUUUAAUUAAAAAAAAAAAAACCAAAUUACUGAUCACAGUAGGUAAAUAAAGUAAUUGAAAGUGUUGAAGUUAAUAAACGUUACUGCUUUGUGCAGUGUGUGGAAUCAGUGUACAAAAAGGGGGUGUGAAAUAUGAAAAUGUGGUCUCCAUGUUGUGAUACAGUUUAAUUUUCUUCCAAAGAGUAUUAAACUAUCUGAAGAGACAAA